CUUGUGACAGAUAAGUACAUAAACAGCAUAUUGGCACCAGAAAGACAUCUGUGCCUAGAAAAACGCUUGUGAUAUGUACAUAAAUGACAUUUUAGCUCUAGUCAAGUCCUUGUGGCUUUGAGAGGAAUAUGUGACUGUACUCUUCUCUGUGAAUACUGAAAAGGUGCAUCUUAGAAAGGAGAGUAUUUUAGAGGUUUUUCGGAGAGCUGGGGGAAGAGCUCGGAUGCGGGAAGCCGCCCCGUGCGAACAGCCCGGGUUGCAGCUCCAGCUCUGCCAGGUUGCGGCAGACGGCGGUGGAGUCUUGCCGGGGGGAUCGUGGGCGGCUGCCGCCGGCAGCGCCGGGAGCACGGCCCCCCUCGGGGGGAAGCACCCGGCACCCCCAGAAUCCGAUUCCAUACGUCAGUAUGGGGUCUGCCGUGUGGGGGCGCGGGGAUGGCAAAGGCGAUGCAGCGCCGGGCUGUGUAGGGAAUAAAUUCUUGGCCCAAAGACCAAAAAGUCAGGGGUGAUCCAGGGUCUGGUGGCAUGGGGAGUGCUCCCUGCAGCUCAUAAUGCCUCAGUUUACCCAUUCAUGGUGACAGUUGCCUGCCUUGUAGCUUUAAUGAGUGCUGGAAAUGUUGUUGGGGCCAGGAGACUAUAGUUGAGAGAUCUGCCGUAGUCCCAGGAAAACGUGGAGAAUAUUUGCAUCUAGUCUUAGGUAGGAUAAAGAGAGAAGAUGCAAAAUUGGAGGCACUUUAGUGUUUGCCAUGCAUGCACAGCAGUGAAUAUGGACUUGGCUCACUGAUUUCGGGGCUUGGAGUGAGACUUCCAGAGAUAUUUGAGCCCUGACCUCCUAUGGGAGCGCUUAUGUCCCAGUGAAAUCGCCUCAAGCUGGGAACUGAAACUUAAGGACUGGGUUCAACCAUGUCUUUCCUGAGCUUGCUGCAGGAGGUGCAGGUGCCCCAGCACUCUCCGUUCCUCACCUUCUGCAAUUACAAAUCUCCUGUAGAUUUCAUUUGAUCCAGUAAACCAAAUCCUGAAAGGAAAUGAGUGUCCAAAACGGCCGUUGCCUCCAGGUCCGUCGGGACUCACCUGGGCUGGAUCAUGAAAUGGUAGCUGCACCUGCGUGAAAACCCUCUGGGAUGUGGCCUUAACGCGCACAUCGGGGUGGUCGCUGCUGUUCACCAGCUUGCCUACGGUGAAAAUGGCAUCACUCAUUUGGGUCUGACAUAAGGAGGAAAGAAGCAGGAAAAUAUUCCUCGAUGUAAAUCAGGAUGGGUCCUUGGACUUCGCUAGAGCCUGUCGGCUGACGUGACCUGAGGACACGGCUCGCCGCGUGGGCGGGGGUCUCACACCUCCAACGUGGUGGAUGGAACCGCGGUGGUGGGUGAGCUGUUACUUGCCUGAAAAAAAAAGUGUUCAGAAGGAAAAUUGUCUCCAGUCAUUCUCAUUUUGCAUGUGAUUUUCCCUACAUAUGUUUCUAAUCAUUAAGAAAUUCUGUAGCUUAAAUAAUGCUCUGAAAGUACGGUAACUGUUGGACUACAUUCUGUUGUAACCUUAUUGAAUUUCACUUCUCUGGAAAAAAUAAUGGGAUACUAUAUCUUGAAAAACAAAUGGUAAUUGCAUUUUUAACAGAAUGUUUCUCUUUGUGUUUCAAAACCUUCUGCACACAGUUAGACAUCUAGCCAGGGAAGAAGGUACAAAGCAUAUGGGCCAAUUUCUGUCUGUUGGCUGUUCAAGAUGCCUUAAUAUUCGAGCAGUGAUGUGCGUGUGUCCAUGCAAUAUGGCACAAUUUAUCUACCCAGUCUCCAUGAGCUCAGGUGAGGUGAUCAAAAAGUUGUGUACUGUGGUCAGAAAAGGUAUUUCAAGGAGGAAUUGGGGAAGGUGGGUUUACAUCCCGCUCCCUAUUAGACGUGUGGGGGUACAUCCUAUCUCAUAUUAAUUCACAUUUUGGUAUUUGGACCACAGCAGACCAAAGUUCCUGUGUUUGUGGUGAUGGCCAGAGGCAGAGGUACAUCUUCCAGGAGACCAGGAUCUCACAGCUAAGGGUCUCGUCGAGACUGCAAAAAUAGGAAUUGUCCGACGCUUGCACUGCCCAUGCGCCGCAGCAAUAUGACUUCCUCAGUGCUUCGGGGAUUUGCACAUCACCACGUGCUGGGAACAGAUUUGAUUAAAGCCUGGGACCCAAACCAGCAUCAUCGCAAUGCAGUUUGGUAACAGGCUGGUGUUACUGCCUACUGAGGUUAGGAGAGCCCUGGUAAUACUGGAAUGCUCUUCCCUAAUUUUUAGUAAAGCUGGCGUGUUAAGAACUUUGUGGAGAGGUACAUUUGGACAUGUGAAGCUUCAAGGCAAAGUAAUAGGCUUGAGGUUUCUGACUGACAAGACACAUGUGAGUACAUGCGAAAUGUGCUUCUCCUGCUAAAAAUAACAUUUCUCCUGUCAACCACGAUGCAUCCACCCCCACAACACCACCCAGAAGAACACAUUAACACCUUGGCUUUGCACGUAGCCCAAUUCACAGCAGCCACAAGUGGUAGAGGGAUCUGCACUCUGUGUGCAUGCUGACAAAUCAUAUGGCAUAGCGAAGAACAGAGGAGUGAAACUGGGCUAGCAGAAGUUGACGCCUUAUCAUCACAGUCCCUUUGAGCAUGCUGUAGGCUGACACCUCCACCAACCGAGUCAUCUCCCCGAUGCCAGGAUGAAGAGCACAAGCCCACUAUCCUGAUUUAGCCUCUGUCUUUUCUUACUCCUGUUUGAGCAAAUAUAACACCAGCACCAAGUCCCUUCCUGGGAUGAAAAUCUGUGAGUUCAUCAGCCAAGAUGGAGCUUCGGUUUUGGCCUGAUUUUGUUUCUUUCUUGGAAAAGCUGAACGGGCAGACUGUUUUGGUGGUUCUGGUCACGUUUCUUUUGAUUAUUGACCUUGUGAAAAAGAGACGUCCCAAGAAUUUCCCUCCAGGGCCACGGCUCUUUCCUCUCGUGGGAACCUUUGUGGACUUUAAGCAGCCCCUCCAUCUUGAGCUGCAGAAGCUUACUGGUCGGUACGGGAACAUCUUCAGCGUGCAGUUUGGAAGUCUGACUUUUGUGGUAGUCAACGGAUACCAAAUGGUGAGAGAAGCGCUUGUCCACCAGGCUGAAAUAUUUGUAGAUCGGCCAAAUAUUCCACUUCUCCAAGAAAUAUUUAGAGGCUUUGGGCUCAUAUCAUCAAACGGGCAUAUCUGGAGGCAACAGAGAAAGUUUGCUGCAGCAACUCUGAAAAGCAUUGCUGUAAGUUUUGAGGAAAAAGUGCAAGAGGAGAGCCGGUACCUUGUGGAGACGAUCGAGGAGGAGAAAGGACAACCAUUUGACCCUCAUUACAAAAUUAACAGUGCUGUUUCGAACAUCAUCUGUUCCAUAACUUUUGGGAACCGCUUUGACUACCAUGACAACCGUUUCCAGGAAUUACUGCAUUCACUGGCAGAAAUGCUGCUGCUCAUGGGAAGUUUCUGGGGCCAGCUGUAUAAUGCUUUUCCUUUGAUCAUGAGAUGGCUACCAGGACCCUUUAGGAAAAUCUUCAGGCACCAGGAGAAACUUCAAUAUUUUUUGAAGGGAGUGAUCGCAAAGCACAAGGAGGAUUUGGACCAGUCCGAGGCAGGAGAUUAUAUUGACUGUUACCUGAAGGAAAUAGAAAAAUUUAAGGGUGACACCAGCUCAUAUUUCCAUGAGGAAAACCUGCUGUGCUCCACUCUGGACCUCUUCUUAACGGGGACUGAGACAACAGCAACCGCCAUCCGCUGGGCUCUGCUCUACAUGGCUGCGUACCCCCACAUUCAAGAGAAAGUGCAGCUCGAAAUCGACACAGUGAUCGGCCAGUCCCGCCAGCCCACCAUGGCCGACAAGGAGAACAUGCCAUACACCAGCGCGGUGCUGAGUGAGGUCCUGCGGAUGGGCAACGUUGUGCCGCUGGGAGUGCCCAAGAUGUCCACCAGCGACACCAUCUUGGCAGGCUUCCACCUGCCCAAAGGCACCACCCUGAUGACCAGCCUGACUUCGAUAAUGUUCGACAAAAACGUGUGGGAGACUCCAGACACCUUUAAUCCUGAACAUUUCCUGGAAAACGGCCAGUACAGGAGGCGGGAGGCUUUUCUGCCCUUCUCUGCAGGCAAGCGGGCUUGUCCCGGGGAGCAGCUCGCCAGGACCGAGCUCUUCAUCUUCUUCACAGCCCUCCUGCAGAAGUUCACCUUCCAGGUGCCGGCGGCCACCACCCUGACCUUCGCCUUCACACUCAGCCUCACGCGCUGCCCAAAGCCCUUCCAGAUCCAAGCGCUGCCUCGCGACUGAGGCUGGCGUAGGGCCACCCCGCACCCCACAGCUUCAGCCCUCCUCAAGCCAGAAAGUGUCCCUUCUCCCAUCUGCCCCGCAGAUUUUGGGCUAAAAUGAUGGGGCAUCUAGCACCCACCAACACGCAGGUGGCAGCGGAAAGGGCAGGAGGGCCACAUCCUGCACACUGCAAUGAGGACAACCCCUGGGGCUCUUCCUUUCACCUCCUGCCUCCUCCCUCUAUCAGUUUGACAAAAUGCAUGAAUUUAAAAGCCUUAUUACUUCAUUUCCACUGUUAACACCUCCCAGUAAGGUGUCUUCCAGCUGAAAAACCAUGGGCAUAGUUGGGGCCACAGUGGUUCUUCCACAGGGGAUACGUCCACCACUCAGAGACCGUUACACAACCUUUACAUCUGCAGCACCCUGAAUGGCCACGGGCUGGUGUUUUCUGAGGUCUCCCUGGUCAGUGGAGCAGCUGGCCUUGGACGUAGAAGCUCUGGGUUCAUGUCUCAGCGCCAGUUUGGACUUCCAGGGGGCCAAGGCCAAUCCUGAGGUUCAGGUGGCCUUGGCCUUUGUUUCGUAUGCGUUCCCCGCUUUACCCCACACCACCGUGUUGCUGUUUUGC
Chroicocephalus ridibundus (black-headed gull) is the source of this 4897-nucleotide messenger RNA. Its product is annotated as cytochrome P450 2J2-like. The coding region runs from base 2797 to 4293 and encodes 498 amino acids. Gene Ontology annotation, molecular function: oxidoreductase activity, acting on paired donors, with incorporation or reduction of molecular oxygen, reduced flavin or flavoprotein as one donor, and incorporation of one atom of oxygen; heme binding; iron ion binding. NCBI's taxonomy places the organism in Eukaryota, Metazoa, Chordata, Aves, Charadriiformes, Laridae. Gene Ontology annotation, biological process: xenobiotic metabolic process. The transcript has 10 exons. The record is from RefSeq and is a predicted model, not a curated record. Gene Ontology annotation, cellular component: cytoplasm; intracellular membrane-bounded organelle.